UGGUACGUACACUCAACAUACGUCCUGCCUGGCGCAAACACUUGAAUCUCGCGAUGCGAAAGAGCUCCCUGAUGCCGUCGUAAACCCUCCUGGGCCCUGCACUGACUCUGGUCCCAACGCCCGACAUAUCAACAUGCGGGUCAACAGGCAACAUACUGCAUUCUAGGGUUCAACUAUCCAGACCGCUACCAUGGGACAAGGUUUCUCACUCACCACACUUUCGGCUGGCACCGCCAACAUCGAUGUACCAGAGCUGGCUGACUUGCAAUAUGAGAAAUCAUUGGGCGCGGCUCGGUUUAUGAAAGCUGUGCGGGCACGACACAAAGAUGGCCUUGUUGUGGCACGUGUGGUGAUGAAGCCCUACGCGCAGUUCAACUUUGAGACCUAUGCAAGGAAAUUACUUCGCGAACGCAAGGCAUUAGCUGAAGUGCCGAAUGCUCUGCCCUACCAUCGCAUCAUUGAAACAGCUGCCUGUGGGUACCUUGUCCGUCAGUACAUCCACAGUUCCUUGUACGACAGACUAAGCACACGUCCGUUUCUCGAAGAGAUCGAGAAGAAGUGGCUUUCUUUCCAACUGCUGUCCACCAUACGAGAUUGUCAUGCCAAGAACAUCUAUCACGGCGAUAUUAAGACAGAGAACAUCCUGGUAACGUCCUGGAAUUGGCUAUAUUUGACCGACUUUUCUGCUGCAUACAAGCCUGCUCAUGUUCCCGAAGACAAUCCGGCAGAUUUCUCAUUCUAUUUCGAUCUUUCUGGGCGGCGUACGUGCUACUUAGCUCCCGAACGAUUUCUAGCCUCUGGCCAGCAACCAGAAGGAGAAGGAAAUGUGAAUUGGGCGAUGGACGUCUUCAGUGUAGGCUGUGUCAUUGCAGAACUGUUCCUCGAAGCGCCUAUCUUUUCUCUGAGCCAGCUGUUUAAGUAUCGACAGGGCGAGUACAAUCCGGAACAUUCACAUCUGGGGAAAAUACAGGAUUCUCACAUACGAGAGCUUAUAAUGCACAUGAUUCAAGUCGAUCCAAACUCCAGGAUGACGGCCGAAGACUAUCUGACACACUGGAGAGGAAAGGUGUUCCCGGAUUAUUUCUAUGGAUUCCUUCAGCAGUACAUGUUCUCGAUAACUGACCCGUCAUCGGGACGGAAGCCAGUCACGACAAGCUCUGAGCACCUCGGAGAACCUGAUGAGCGGAUCGACCAGGUGUACAAUGAUUACGAUAAGAUCUCCCAUCUACUUUCAAGUAGUGAGGGAAAAGAACCCGUCAAGCCACAGCACUCAACACCCAAGCCAAAUGCAAAGUUAUUCCCGUUGCAUAUCGACAUCCCCAACUACCAACAUCAAGCCUCGCCCACGCGGAGUCUUACACAGGACGACGGUAAUUUGGUGUUCCUAACUAUUGUCGUAUCGUGCAUGCGAGGGACAGCUCGUGCAUCUGCUCGCGUCCGCGGAUUGGAGCUCUUGCUGGCUUUCUCAGAGCGCUUGACCGACGAGGCGAAGUUGGAUCGUGUAAUACCUUACGUGGCACAGUUGCUCACCGAUAAGUCUGAGCAAGUCAGGAUCACUGCAUUAAGGUCACUUACACAGAUUCUUGCGAUGGUCCAGGUGGUAUCUCCAAUCAAUGCCUACAUCUUUCCGGAAUAUGUUCUACCCCGACUGGAGUCAUAUCUUCCUGGUUCCUCUUCCGCAACAAAUUCUCUGGUUCGAAUGCAGUAUGCCUUGUGCAUAGGAACGCUUGCGACUACCGCUGCUAGAUAUUUGGACAUGAUACAGGCGUUACGAGCAGAUGGGGCCCUUCCUGCUACCGAUCCGGAAGCCGAAGAUAGUCUGUCCACCUCCGCACACCGUAAUCGCUUUGAUGCCGAUCGUCAAAACCUACUCGAUGCAUUUGAGAAGCACACAAAGGCUCUUUUGACGGACUCUGCAGCAUCCGUCCGCCGCGCUAUGCUCCGAUCUGUUUCUGAUCUCUGUGUUUUUUUUGGGAGUCCACGCGCAAAUGAUGUGGUGCUGAGCCAUCUCAACACAUAUUUGAACGAUCCUGACUGGAUGUUGAAAUGUGGGUUCUUUGAAGCAAUAGUGGGUGUAGCUGUCUUCGUCGGAGGUGCUAGCUUGGAGGGCUACAUCCUUCCGCUUAUGGUUCAGGCUUUGACAGACCCGGAGGAAUUUGUUGUAGAGAAGGUCAUACGUGCUCUUUCUUCGAUGGCAGAGCUUGGCCUAUUCCAAAGGUCCAAGACCUGGGAGCUGGUCGACAUCGUUGCACGGCUUACAAUGCACCCUAACCCCUGGAUUCGAGAAGCGGCCGCGCAAUUCAUAUCAACCGCAUCCAAGUAUCUCUCGAUUGCGGACACACACAGCAUUUUGAUCAACCUCAUCAGGCCAUAUUUGAAGGUUGUGCCGUCAGAGUUCUCACAAACGCGCAUUCUCGAAUCCCUCAGGAAGCCAAUGUCUAGAUUGCUCAUGGAAAUGGCCUCAAAUUGGGCCGUUCAGGCCCAGAAAGGGCUCUUCUGGACUGCUGCAAGACAACAGCAGACAUUCACUUUCGGAUCUACAGAAGAUAUUCUUCCUGCUAUCUCAGGCCGUGAGCUGGAUUCCAAAGUGCUUCAGAGGAUGCAGAAAAACGCAGAAGAUGAGACCUGGUUACAGAAGCUUCGCAAUGCAGGAAUGACCGCUGAGAAUGACUUCAAACUUGUUGCUCUGCGAGAGUUCAUCUGGCGCGUCGUGCACCGGCGACGGUCUGACAGCCUCGCUUCAAGUCCUACUAAGUUCAACAACAUUGUAACGCUGAAAGAUCUUGGGAUUCAAGCUCUUACUGUCAUAUUCGACGAGAACGUACAGCAGACUAUCAACGAAGAUCGAAUGAUUAGUGGCCGACCGGAUGGCAUUGAUCGACCUCGUACACUACAGGAUGCGUUGCUGGAUGCUUCCACAACGGAGGUUGACGCUCUCACAUCUCGAAUGCCUCAUGUUCAGGGCCAAGCCGAGCGCUUAGCGCGGGAAGAGGGCGGCGGGCGACGGAUUGCAAUCCCGCCUCGCUCCAUACCUGCAAUUCAAGGGAAAGGGUCCCCAUCUUCCGAAGCUGAUGUCCGAAGAAGCUCUCUACAGAUACCCAGCAGCAGUUCCCCUACCCAUUCCCAUAUUGGAUCGUUCAGUCUAGGCGACCAUACACACAGUUUGCAACAUCGCAAUAGUGCAUUGAGCUUAUUAAGCAAGAAAGAGAACAAAGCUCUCCCAGAGAUUGGGACUACUUCCGCAAAUGCAUUUGGGAAAGUCGAUGCGGCGCAUGUGCGCGAAUCAUCUCGAUCUCGCCAGCCGUUGUCGCCACUUGCAGUCGAAAAGCCUCAAAGAAGCACUUCUCAGGUGCGAUUCAAGAAUGCGCACAACUACACUGGCAAUGAUCCGGCAAUCCUGAAGCUUCUCGAUUCUAUGCUUCUUGAGCGCUUCCCCUCGAGUGAGAUCGAGUUUGGUCCCCACAUCCAGCCGCCACUCAGGAAGCCGCCCAUCCGUUACAAAGACGCUCGUCAAUCAGCACCAGGUGUUCCAUGGAGACCUGAGGGUGCUUUAGUCGCAACAUUCGGUGAGCAUACCGCCGCCGUUACUCGUGUCUUAGUGUCACCAGAUCAAGGUUUCUUCAUAAGCGGAUCUGAUGAUGGCACCGUCAAGAUUUGGGACACCUCGCGGCUUGAGCGAAACAUCACCCGACGAUCACGGCAGACGUACAAGCUUGGGGAUGAUGUCAGGGUUACAAGUCUGGUCUUUGUGGAGGGAAGCUACUCUUUUGUGGCCACUGGUAGUGACGGCAGUGUUCAUGUCGUGCGAGUCGACUACGUCCAUGGGCCAGAAGGGACUGCCAAAUUCGGUAGACCGCGUCUCCUUCGCGAGUACCAGCUUUCUAAAGGCGAUCAAGCGGUAUGGUCUGAGCACUACACUGAGGACAGUAAGUCUGUGCUACUUCUUGCCACAAACACCUCGAAACUUGUGGCACUCGACCUGAAGACAAUGAACGAGCUGUUUGUGCUAAAGAACCCGCUGAACCAUGGUACACCGACCUGUUUCUGUGUGGACAAGAAAGCGCAUUGGCUGUUGUUGGGAACAUCACAUGGGGUGCUCGAUCUCUGGGAUCUUCGUUUUAAGCUACGUCUCAAAGCUUGGGUCUACAGUGGCGCUUCACCCGUACACCGACUCCUCCUUGUUCCAGUGCCAGGAAGAAUGCAGAAGCAACGGCUAUACAUUGCUGGUGGUAGUGGACAGGGUGAAGUAACCAUGUGGGAUUGGGAGAAGCACAUAUGCGAACGUGUGUAUCGUAUUGGCGGCGGCAAAGAGACGGGGUUAAAGAACACUCUCCUUACCGAUCUUGACGAGGAGAAACCAGGCGGCAUGCUUGGUCGUUUUGCGACUGCACUGGAGCCUACUGCAAAUCAGAGCGCAGACCGCGGUAUCCGUGCGCUUGCUGUGCACACGCAGGCCGUAGACGAAAAGGGCGAUGCGAAACACACAUUCAUUUUGACAGCAGGUCCGGACUGGAAGAUUCGGUACUGGGAUACAUACAAACCGGAAGCCUCGAUGAUAGUCAGUGGUUUGGAGGCUGACGAAGCGAAGCCUCAGUUUGCCGUCAGUCAGCCAGGCGUUGAAACCACUGUGAUAACUGAGCUUUCGUCGCAGCCUCAACCACAGGCUUUAAGCGGGAGAGAGAGUAAGAGCUCAUCUUCCAGUAAGAAGCCGGCACCGAAAUCGUCGAGGACUGGGUUGAUCUCGCAACAACAGCAGCAACUUCUCAAGUCGCAUUUAGACAAGAUCAUGGAUGUAGCUUUGGUCGAGCAACCGUAUGGCAUGGUCAUCUCUGCGGAUCGGUCGGGCAUCAUCUACAUGUUCAUGUAG
Boeremia exigua is the source of this 4867-nucleotide messenger RNA. RefSeq lists its product as uncharacterized. Gene Ontology annotation, cellular component: phosphatidylinositol 3-kinase complex, class III, type I; late endosome; phosphatidylinositol 3-kinase complex, class III, type II. Gene Ontology annotation, molecular function: protein serine/threonine kinase activity; protein binding; ATP binding. NCBI's taxonomy places the organism in Eukaryota, Fungi, Ascomycota, Dothideomycetes, Pleosporales, Didymellaceae. The transcript is spliced from 2 exons. The coding region runs from base 191 to 4867 and encodes 1558 amino acids. Gene Ontology annotation, biological process: autophagy of peroxisome; protein phosphorylation; macroautophagy. The record is from RefSeq and is a predicted model, not a curated record.